Messenger RNA from Elaeis guineensis (African oil palm), 1227 nucleotides. RefSeq names its product trihelix transcription factor ENAP2. Lineage: Eukaryota; Viridiplantae; Streptophyta; Magnoliopsida; Arecales; Arecaceae. The record is from RefSeq and is a predicted model, not a curated record.
GCCCCGCCCCCAACUCCACCCAUCCUUAUCCCACCACCACCGCCACCAUACCCACCACCACUCCCCAUGCCCACCCCCUCGCCCAAACCCUAACCGUAGCGGCGUUCCCCUCUGGAUCCCACGACCUUGAACCAUGACCGCCAGUGGAGUAGCGGAGCGCCACCCCGGCUCGCCGGUGCUGGCGGCGGCGGCGGCGAGGAAGCCCGCCCCCGGCCAGCCCUGGUCCCACCUGGAGACGGUCCACCUCAUCGAGGCCUACGAGGAGAAGUGGUACUCCCUCAAGCGCGGCCAGCUCAAGGCCCAUCAGUGGGAGGAGGUCGCCGCCGCCGUCGCCACGCGAUGCGGCUUCGACGGUCUCUCCAAGACCGGUACCCAGUGCCGCCACAAGAUCGAGAAGCUCCGCAAGCGCUACCGUGCCGACCGCCUCCGCCCCAACCCCUCGGCCUGGCCCUACUUCGACCGCAUGGACCGCAUGGAGCGCGGCCCCCUCCCGAUCUCCGUCCGCCCCCCGGUCCCGCCCGUCUUUGCCGACGCCGAUGCCGCCGCCGGCGACCCCUCCAGCGAGGAGGAGGACGAAGAGGAUGACGAGGAGGAGGAGGAGCGGACGGCGAGCAACACCAGGAGCAUCAACGGCAUCCUCCGGGAGGGCAACUGGGGGUUUUCUAGGGUUUCGAGGAAUCCCAGGUCCAGAAAAAGGCGAGCUUUCGAGGAGGAGGAGGACGACGAAGAAGAAGAGGAGCAGGAGGAGGGGGUGGGAGCGCGAGGGGAGGCACUGUCGAAGCUGGCGGUGGUGGUGAGAAUGUUUGGAGAAGAGCUGGUGAGGAUGGAGAAGAGGAGGAUGGAGAUGCUGAGGGAGGUAGAGAGGGAUUGGAUGGAGAUGGAGGCGAAAAGGGCCGAGAUGAUUAUGGAGUCGCAGCGGUUCCUCGUGGACACCAUUGCCAAUGCUUUCUCUUCUCUAAAGAAGGCUAAGAAGUCCCAGGAUUCGUGAGAAUGCCAGGUCCUGCACUCCCCCACCCCACACCCUUUUAUCCUUUUGAGAUUUUUUUCCCUAAUAAAGAAAUUUUGGUGGGGAUAGCUUAUUUAGCCUUUUAUUUACCUUUCUAUGCUAAAUUAUGCCUUUUUUGUUUUCUGAUACCCAUGCAUCGAUGUGGACUGUAGGAACUGAAUAAUAUUAUGGUUUUAUUAUAAUUGGCAAUGGAUUUUGGUCUUUUACUGAGGACAGGGAAA